Molecule: messenger RNA, 4510 nt
Organism: Lates calcarifer (barramundi perch)
Lineage: Eukaryota; Metazoa; Chordata; Actinopteri; Centropomidae
Gene: cacna2d4a
Product: calcium channel, voltage-dependent, alpha 2/delta subunit 4a
Exons: 38
Coding region: 1316-4510 (1064 amino acids)
Cellular component (GO): voltage-gated calcium channel complex
Molecular function (GO): voltage-gated calcium channel activity
Source: RefSeq, a predicted model, not a curated record
AGAGUUUUUUUUUUUUUUUUUAACAUUAAUUACACCUGGGUGAGUGUGUGUGUGUGUGUGUGUGUGUGUGUGUGUGUGUGUGUGUGUACUGUGCAUGCAUGUGUGUGAGGCAAUGUGCGUCCACUAGGUGUCUCAGUGUGUUUCUAUUAUAUGAUAGUGACAGUAAAGCAUGUCUUCCUCCUCUUAUCACGACUCUCAUCCCACCAGGACACUCUCUCUCUUUCUUCUUCUUUUGCUCUAUAUCUCUUUUCUUCUGUUCCUCCUCCAAUCCUCCCAUUUUCUUCCAUUUUCACCUUUUCAGUCUUUCUGCCCUUCUCCCCACCCCUUCUCCCCUCUGACCAACAACUUAAGAUAAUUCUUACUAGCAUGUAACUAGACACCUUUUCCUCCAUCCCUUUCGGAGUAACAACAGACACAUGGAGAAAGAUUAAGCAGAAAAGUGGGAGAAACAGAGGGUAAGAAUGGAGAAGAGGUGAAAAAAAGCCUGAUGAGAAACCAGGACUAGAAAGACAGUAGGUCAAAGAGCAUCAGAGGAAUAUAAGGGCAAGAGAGAGAGAGAUAGUGCGAGAUAGUGUUUGUGUUCCUGUGUGUGAGAGAGGGAGAGAGAGAGUGAAAGGGAUGGAGAGAGAAAAAGAGAGAUGGAGGGAGGAGGGGUUUAAUCCUGCCUGGAUUAUGGUAUAAACUGGUGCCGGCGAGCAGGAAGAGAUAUGCUGGAGAGAGAGGAAGUUCCAUUAUCCCUCCAUCCAUCACUCCAUCCAUCUUACUCUCCAGCCCGUAGUGUAUUUGUGUCCCAGCACUGCGUGAUUUUGGUUUUGGAUCCACGAGGAUGUGAAGUCAGCAGAAGGGACGGCAGGAAAAUCUGAAGUUGCAGCAGGAUUUCUUUUGGCAGUGUCCUGCCUUGGGAAUGCCACACUGCUUGACAACAAGGACUAAACUCGUGUGAAGAAAGAAGUUUAACGGGACAUCCUGACCCUUCCCGGCAUCCUGUAGAUCCAAGCGAGGGGGCAUGGAGGAGAGAAGUGGAUGAUGGGAGGAGGAGAAAUAGGAUUAAGAGGCAUGGAGAGGGAGGUGUAGGAAUAUGGCGAGACUCCGUUGUGACUCCUGGUGUGCAGAACUGACCUUUGACAUUGAAGACAAAUGCUCUCUAGAAUCUUUUGUAUGCCGGGAUAAGCAGCUCAGCUGACAUCAAAUCAUCGGUCAGACACUUUUUAUUCACUAUCAGACAUAUUUGAACUUUCUCUCAAGAUCCACAUGCCUCAAAGAGAUGGUUUUAAAGCCUUGACAACAUGACAUACGUACAACAAUCUCUGGACUGAUGCAGAUCGCAGCAGCUGCAGGGAUGAACUGCUGGAGUCCGGGAAACGCCGGGAAUGCCCAUAAAUCGGAGAGAAGUGGGCCGCACAGAGGGAAGCUGAUGAUGCUGAUGUGGAUUAUCCUCUUCAGCUCGCUGUGCCUGAUGGUCGACAGCCAGAUGAAGAUCUCACCAGAAACGGUGCAGCAGUGGGCCGUGUCCUUUGGCAAAGAGAUCACUGCCCUGUCCGCCAAAUACUCUGGAGCUAAACUACUACAGAAGAAAUACAAGGAUGUUGAGGGGGUGGUGAAGAUAGAAGAGGUGGAUGGAGAGGAGCUGGUGAAAAAGUUUGCAGAGGAGAUGGAGGAGAUGCUUGGGAGGAAAAUGAAGUCUGUGAAGAGGUUAGCAGAAGCAGCGGAGGAUGCUGAUCUUUACCAUGAGUACAAUGACACAAUGGAGUUUGACUAUUAUAACUCCAUGCUGAUCAACACGGUGGAUGAGGAUGGGAACCCAGUGCCGCUAGGAGGAGAAUUCCCCCUGGAGGAAAAUGAACACUUCAAUAAAUUGCCAGUCAAUACACAACAGAGUAACAUACAAGUCCCCACUAAUGUCUACAACAGAGAUCCAGACAUUGUUAAUGGCGUCUUCAUGUCUGAGGCUCUGAAUGAUGUGUUCAUCGAUAACUUCCAGAAAGAUCCAACUCUCACAUGGCAGUACUUUGGCAGCGCCACAGGCUUCUUCAGGCUGUACCCAGGGAUCCAGUGGAUUCCAGAUGAGAACGGUGUGGUCACCUUUGAUGCCAGAAACAGAAAUUGGUAUAUCCAAGCAGCCACGUCUCCUAAAGAUGUGGUAAUUGUGGUGGAUGUCAGUGGCAGUAUGAAAGGACUCAGACUGACCAUAGCCAAACACACCAUCAAUACAAUCUUGGACACACUGGGAGAAAAUGACUUUGUUAACAUCAUAGCUUACAGUGACUAUGUUCGUUACGUGGAGCCCUGCUUCAAGGGCACACUGGUACAAGCUGAUCUGGAUAACAGAGAGCAUUUCAAACUUUUGGUUGAAGAACUUCAUGUCAAAGGAGAGGGCAAAGUGAAAAAUGCAAUGAAGGAAUCUUUCAAGAUCCUCAAUGAGGCCGCAGCGCUGGGCCAGGGCAGCCUGUGUAACCAGGCCAUCAUGCUGAUAACAGACGGAGCCAUGGAGGACUUCCAGGAUGUUUUUGAAGAGUUCAACUGGCCAGAACGACGGGUUCGAGUGUUCACCUAUCUAAUUGGAAGAGAGAUGACAUUUGCCGAAAAUGUCAAAUGGAUUGCCUGCAACAACAAGGGUUACUACACACACAUUUCCACACUUGCUGACGUACAGGAAAAUGUUAUGGAGUACCUCCAUGUUCUCAGCCGGCCUAUGGUCAUCAACCAUGAUCAUGACAUCAUAUGGACUGAGGCCUACAUGGACAGUGUGCUGUUCAAUACUCAGGCCCAAAGCCUGCUCCUGAUGACCUCUGUAGCCAUGCCUGUAUUCAGCAAGAAAAAAGAGACCUUGUCUCAUGGGAUUCUACUGGGAGUGGUGGGAACUGACGUGGCCCUAAGAGAACUGAUGAGAUUAGCUCCAAGAUACAAGUUGGGUGUCCAUGGUUACGCCUACCUCAUCACUAACAAUGGCUACAUUCUGUCGCAUCCUGACCUACGACCUCUGUAUAAGGAAGGGAAGAAGCUAAAGCCCAAACCCAACUACAACAGUGUUGAUCUGUCAGAGGUGGAGUGGGAAGACACUGAGGAGAGACUGAGGACGGCCAUGGUUAAAGGAGAAACUGGAACAUUAUCUUUAGACGUGAGAACUUCAGUGGAUAAAGGAAGGAGAGCAAUGUUCUUAAAGAAUGAUUAUUUCUACACCAUCUUAAAUGAGACGCCAUUCAGUCUGGGUAUAGUGUUAACCAGGGGAUAUGGACAGUAUAUCUUCACAGGAAACGUCUCUGUGGAGGAAGGUCUUCAUGACUUACUGGCUCCAGAUCUGACCAUAGCCAGUGAGUGGACAUACUGUGAGACGGACAUUGACCCAGCCCAUCGCAAGCUGAGCCAGCUGCAAGCUGUAGUGCGAUACCUCACUGGCAAAGAACCAGAUCUGGAGUGUGAUAUGCAGCUGUUGCAACAAACUCUGUUUGAUGCUGUAGUCACGGCUCCUAUGGAAGCGUAUUGGACAGCUCUUAUGCUCAACACAUCUGGUAUGGAGGACGGGGUAGAAACCGCAUUCUUGGGGACCCGUUCAGGCCUGAUGAGAUUCCAGCGGUACACUGGUAUUGAGAAAAGAAUUGCCAAGUCUUUCCUGACCUCCACAGACAAGGAGAAUAUGUUCACAUUGGACCAUUUCCCAGUGUGGUACCGCAGAGCAGCCGAGUACCCAGCUGGACAGUUUCUAUACUACAUGCCCAGACAGGACACUAGAGCAGGGAGGAUAGUGAUCGCCACCACUGCUGUCACUGUGACGGUGGGCACGAAAACUGCCAUCGCUGGAGCCACUGGUGUCCAGAUAACUCUUGAGGUGAUGGAGUCCAGAUUCUGGGGCAUUGUGGCACAGCCAAAUGACACAGAUUGCUCUGAUGUAGAGGGGGUUUGUCCUCUUCGGUGUGACAGUGCUGAUAUCGACUGCUACGUGAUUGACAAUAAUGGCUUUGUCCUAAUUUCUAAACAGCGCAAUGAUGCGGGGAGGUUCUUUGGUGAGAUUGACGGAUCAGUGAUGACCACACUGAUCAGAAUGGGCAUGUUCAAAAGGGUGUCCUUGUUUGACUACCAGGCCAUGUGUAAGAUGAACUCACACUCUGUCAGCAGCGCCCGUCCACUUCUCAGUCCUUUCUAUGGUUUGGCUUCAGCCCUCAAGUGGUUCCUCUCCAACUUUCUGCUGUUUCUCCUGGAGUUUAAUAUUUGUGGCUUCUGGCACACAGAGCAUUUUGCCGAUGCAAAGCCAUCUGUCAGUGGGUCCUCAGCUCAUAAGAAAAAAGGGGACAUCCUGCAGCCGUGUGACACCGAGUACCCCAGCUUCGUUUACGAGCCAUCAGUCAAAGAGACCAACAGCAUCAUUAAGUGUGGACGCUGCCAGAAAAUGUUUGUGGUGCAGCAGAUACCAGAGAGCAACCUUCUGAUGCUGGUGAUUCAGGCAGACUGUGACUGUUCCAGACAGUAUGGACCGAUCACCAUGGAGCCCAAGGAAGUCAAAUAUAUCCUUUGA